Molecule: messenger RNA, 285 nt
Organism: Ustilaginoidea virens
Lineage: Eukaryota; Fungi; Ascomycota; Sordariomycetes; Hypocreales; Clavicipitaceae
Exons: 1
Coding region: 1-285 (94 amino acids)
Source: RefSeq, a predicted model, not a curated record
AUGUUUAUCAGAGAGCGGAGUAUGCACAAGUGUUCCGUUCUUCGUGACGGAACGGUCAGUUUGGCACUGCACUUGGCUGCUGUAGGCGUCGAAAGUCGAGUCGCCUACGCGGCCGGUGCCGGCGUGGUGACGGGAGAGUUUCUCGACAUGGAUUUGGCCCCAUUGUGCCCACUGGCUCAGAAUUGGCUGCUUUGCCCUGCUUUUUUCCCCCAGUCCCAGGGGGACGUUAAAGUUGUCCGGGAUCAGAGACUUGCCUUCAUGUUGGCGUACCAUCCGCCGACGUAG